Messenger RNA from Caenorhabditis auriculariae, 3900 nucleotides. The record is from the annotation of a GenBank genome assembly. NCBI's taxonomy places the organism in Eukaryota, Metazoa, Nematoda, Chromadorea, Rhabditida, Rhabditidae.
AUGAGCAUGACAUGGAGCGACUUCAACCAACAAGUUAUCUUCUACGAGAUUCUGAUUUUCAACGUCGUCGGCCAUUUUGGGAAUUUUCACAUUUUGUACAUCACCUAUCGGUUUCCAAAGCUACGCGCUAAGUCAGGUAGGUACAAAUAAUUUCAAGCUUUUGAAAAUAUUUUUUGAAGCUUAUGUUAGUUUGCGGAAAGUUAGCUCCUUUGAAAAAAUACUGAAAAACUGAUUAAAAAUGCUUUUACGUUCAUCAAGUUCAUUGUGGUGAACAAAAAAGUAUUAGGAGUGUUGAAUAUUUUUUCAUUUCUAGGUGUCUGUUUUUGCCGAAAUUCGGAUUUCAAGCCUCCAAAAAGCUUCAAAAAGAAAAUGGCUAUUUUUCUUAUGUCAAGCUUGCUCUGUUGAUAAAAAGACCCUUCCUUGGAAAAAUCGAUUGAAAAAAAAAAAAUCAAAAUGGCCGUUUUUUCAGCUACAACUUCGCUCUGUGGAUAAAAAUGACCGUUCUGUUAGAAAAUUGGGUUUUUUUUCGACUUUUUUGAGGCUUCAAAAAUCAACGCGGCUAUUUUUUCUUACGUCAAGCUUGCUCUACUGAUAAAAAUGACUGUUCUUUGAAAAAUUGGGACUUGUUAUCUUCAACUUUCGAGCUAAAAAAAAUCAAAGCACCGGUUUUUUCAACACCAUCUUCGCUCUAUUGAUAAAAAUGACCUUUUUCGAUAUGAUUGAGAUUUUUCUAGUGAACGUGAACCUCCAAGUUUACAAAAUCAAAAUGGCUAUUUUUUCCUAUGUCAAGCUUGCUCUACUGAUGAAAAUGAUCUUCCUCAGAAAUUCUGUCGAUUUUUUCUGUCAAUUUCAACCUGCGAGCUAAGAAAAAAUCGAAGCGGCCAUUUUUCUAACAGCAACUUCGCUCUAUUGAUAAAAAGACCGUUCUUCGAAAAAAUUUGACUUUUUUGCCAACUUCAACCUCCCAGCUAAAAAAAAUCAACGUGGUCAUUUUUCUAACAGAAACUUCGCUCUAUUGAUAAAAAUGGCCGUUUUUUAAAAUAAUCAAAAACUUGCUUCGGUAUGCUCGAAACUUCAAGCUGAAAAAAUCAAAGCGGCUAUUUUUUCAGCUACACUUUCGCUCCAAUGAUAAAAAUGCUAAUUUUUUCGUUUUCAGCCUAUCUACAAUGUAUCCUCUCCGUGUUUCACUCGCUUUGCCUUCUGAGCACGUUGGCGAACGCGCUGUUCAUCUUAUUCGACAUGAACUUCACCCGUCGACAGUGUUAUCCCAUCCUAGCGCCGUACAUUUUUUGCAUUUGCGCUCAGGCGGUUCUGAUGUUGGUCCUGCCGUCCGACAUUCUUUUCGCCAUUCUUUUUCCUCAUAAGUGAGUUUCAAGAUUGAAGUUUGCUCUACUCCGACCUUCGUAACGCGAACCGGACGUGUCGGAGCAUUUCUAGGGGUCACUUUAGUAGCGUCAGAACUCUUAAGUGACCCCUAGGAUCGCUCAGAAACGUCCGGAGCGUGUUUGGUUUGCGUUACCAACUCGGAUCUUAACAGGAAACGGCUAGGAUGUGUCGGAGCGUUUCUAGUGGCCACUCUAGUAGCGUCAGGCCUCUUAAGUGAUCCCUAGAAGUGCUCAGAAACCUUCUGGAGCGGGUCCGAGUAGAUAGCGGUUUCAAAAAUGAAGAUUUCUUUAAAUUCCUCUAUUUUUUUGAAUCAGACGCGAUUUGGACAUGUCGGAGAAGUUCUAGUGACCACUUUAGUAGCGUCAGCCCUCUUAAGUAACCCCUAGAAGCGUUCAGAGAACUACCGAGCGUGUUUGGUUUGCGUUACCAACUCGGAUCUUAACAGGAAACGGCUAGGAUGUUUCGGAGCUUUUCUAGUGACCACUUUAGUAGCGUCAGCCCUCUUAAGUGACCCCUAGAAGUGCUCACAAAAAAAAGAUUUUUUGGCUUCCAGGUACCGAAACAUAGGAACCUUCAAGUACAUCGUGGUCAUGAUGAUCGGACCGGUCAUUUAUUCAACCUUUUUCAUGGUUUGGGGUUUCGUCAAAAUGGACGACGACCCGAUCGAUUUUUGUAAUCCACCGACAGGUAAGCUAUUGACUAUUUUAUUGAUUUUUUGGGAAUUUUACAGGUCUUCACCCAACCGUCACCAAAAACUGGAUGAUGUCCAAUGUAUUUAUUAACAGUGUCGUAUUGGCCCUUUUUAUAUUUUUGAUACUUAUGGUGAAAAUCAGAGGUUCGUUUCAAAGGAAUUUAUUCGAAAUUGGGACUGGACGUUUCCGAGUAUUCUAGUGACCACUUUAGUAGCUUAAGUACUCUUAAGUGAUCCCUUGAAAUGUUCGAAAUCGUCCCGGGCUUGUCCGGUUUGCGUUACUGACUUGGACCCUGACAGGACACGGUUAGGAUAUGUCGGAGCCUUCCUAGUGACCACUUUAGCGGCGUCAGCACUCUUAAGGGAUCCCUAGAAAUGUCCGGGGUCCGAGUAGCUUUAUCAAAUCACGAUGGAGCGCAAAAGCCCAAAACUAUUAAGACUCUAAUUUUUUAUUUCUUAAGGAAAUAAAAAGAGAGUAGAAGCACACUUGAGAAUGUCAAAGACGCUCCAUGGAUUCUAGAACAGAUUUAGUGACCACUUUAGGGUUUUGACGUAUUAGUAGCCACUUAAGGGACUAAAUGUUUGUGGCCUCUUUAGGAGUCCAAGUGGUACCACAAGACUACUUUAAACUACUAUAGUGGUCACUAAGGCGCAAAGAGUGGCUACUAUAAGGGUGGUUUAGUGACCACCUUAGUGUCCUCUCCAAGUAGUCUUUGAGGAGCUUCACAAGUGGCCACUAGAGUUUUCCUAGUCGAUAGAGCGUACAAACUAAAAUUCUAGGAGGCUAUUUCUUCUCUAUAACAGUGAUCUAAUAAUAAUAAUAAAUUUUCAGGCGACGCCAUCAGAAAAGAGCGUAAAAAACGAGUAGUUCGUCGACUUCUCGUCCUUAUGGGGAUUUUCAUCUGCUCCUGGUACAUUUGCAUGGCCGGCGUUUUUAUGACUCUUCUUUCGUUCCAAGGUCUUCGCCAGGGCGUCAUUCAUGCCAAUUUUGUAAGUUUAUGGUGAAAAAAAGGACUUUUUGAAGGGGAGUUCAAAAAUGAGACAGGGUUUGAACUACUUAGAAGCUCAAAUGGGGAGAAAUUCGGUAGAAGCGCGGUAUAAGUUCGGGAGCUUGGGCGCUUGAACUUCAGCCUUUCCACCGGCUGCUUUGAUCAUUCGGGCUUGCCCGCAUUAAUCCCGAUUUUAUCCCACAAAAUGUUGAGGGGGAGAAAUUCGGCAGUAACGCGGUUAAAAUGAGGGUUCGGGAGCUCGGACGUUUGAAUUUUGGCAUUUCUACGGUUUUUUUGGUCAUUCGGGCUAGCCCGCAUUAAUCCCGAUUUUAUCCCGCGGCAGAAAAUGUUGAGUAUGAAAUUUUGAAUGGAAAAACAUUUUUAGACUACUUCGCCAGAGCCUUUAUCAUCAUAUUGAAAAAUUUUAAGCAGCAAAUCGCUGAAUCCUCAAAAAGGUAAAAUUUUCAAGAAAACCCGCUCCGCCAAGGCUUUGAAAAGCAUUAUGAGGGCCCUCAUUUCAUUAAAAAUGUCUAAAAUGAUUUGAUUAGCUUUCUUAAAGGUACGAAAACCUCUGCAAAAAGAAAAAAACCACCAGGAAUUUUCGAACCUAAGACCUUUCGCGCCAUAGACAACCCUCCUACCGACUGCGCCAUGAAUCAAUUCACUAAUUUACAGAUAAUAUUCGCCCUGAUCUGCUAUUCUCAAUCGUUCUACGUUAUAAUUUGGCGGUCGAAGGAGCAUCGGGCCGCGUUUUUCCACAUUUGGAACAUCGACCGGCCGACGUCCCAGUAUACGACGUCAUCUGGCAGCAAUCCGAAAGACUCAUUUUUGUGA